This is a messenger RNA of Vitrella brassicaformis, 2210 nucleotides long. Lineage: Eukaryota; Vitrellaceae. The record is from the annotation of a GenBank genome assembly.
GAUCUUCACAUUUUGACGUCCGUUGUCCUUUGUGCAUACACAUGAAUCAAAACACUCAAUGAAGGGGCUGGCCUCCACAGAAAUCCAUCACCGCAAAACUGAGGGCAUGUAAUCGAUAAAAGGCAAGAAAGCAGAGGAAAGGACACAAACGGCAGGUCCAUCUUACACACGAGUCACUCAGAUGAUAGCCAGCAGCCGCAGAUGAUAGCCAGCAGCCGCAGCUCGAUGAACCUGUCCUCCCCAGCGGAAUACACCUUGCCCGGCACCAGCAGACGCCGCACCUCCCCCACACACAUCGACAGGAUCGCCUCCCGACGCCACUCGUUCAUAUCCCCCAUGUCGCCCACGCGGCCCUCCUGGCCCAGCCCCUCGCAAAUCUUGUCCUCGCCGUCGAACCCAUCGGCCCACCCCACUAUGUCGUACCUCACCGUCUGCUCGCGAGACGGCGGUUCGCCGCUGCCCCGUGCGACCACCUGGUGGCGCGUGCCGGACGGGAACCGGAUGAAGGCAGCGCUGCAUAUGAAAAGGAACAAACAUAGCAGGCACAGCACGACGGAGCGUUUGCAGUUAAGGCGGGAGCCCUUCUCUCUCCUCCCUCUCACUUGGUCUCGACGAGAAGAGCGGUGGGUCUGCCGUCGGUCUUGACGCCAUACAUGUCGGCGUUGAUGCUAAAGGCCCUCUGCGCCGCCACAGUGUCGGUCAUCGUCAGCGGCACACCCGCCUCAUCGGGCGAGGCGCCGAGCCGUUUGCGGCGAUAGUGGUCGACCAGCCGACUCAUGUGGUCGGGCGGGACGUCCUCCACUGGCCUGGACCACCUGAUACCACAGACACACACGCGCGCAGCAUAUGUGCCUGGGUGCUCUGUCUCUUUCCAAGGCUUGCUCACAUAUCAAUGCGGUUCCGAAGUUUGUCGCUCAUUUCGUCGACGGUCGAUUGUGUGGUGGCUAUUGUCUCUCCGCACAUCUCCACGGAGCGAAUCACUUCAUCGCCACUCACAGGUCGCAGAAACGGCGUGACUGCCUGAUUACACACACACACACACACACACAGAGAGAGAGAGAGAGAGAGAGACAAAGAGAGAGAUGUAGAGAUCUGCCUGUUGCCUUCCGUUUGAGCACCCUUGUCAUGUCACCUCUGCUUCGGUCAUGAGCUGCUCGUAUCGGAUCUUCUCUGCGCCAAGCUCUCCCUCGAGCUUGCUCUUCUUGUCGUGGUAGGCCUUGAGCACGUCAUUGAGGGCCGUGACGAGUCCGCUGGCCGUGCUGGGGAUGCCCUCCGCCGGCACCGAUGGCGGCUGCCUGACCGCCGGCAGCUGCUCACCCUUGCCGGCAGGUGUCUGGCUGAGGUUGAUGGACGAGAGGAGCUUCUUGAUCCAGAAGUCAUGCAGACCUGCUCGCACACACACACACACACACAUGCAAGAUCCCGAUACGAGCACUUUGGCCCUGGACUUUGGCUGUCCAUCGUGCCUUUGUGUUGACGCUUCUCCGCCUCGGUGAGCAGAUGAGAGAUCCAGAACCCAUCCCGCCCGCCAUCGCGUGUCGCCUGCUGGACAGCCCUCCCCUCCAAGAUGGCCUUGUGGAUGAUCCUGAAGGCAUCCGCGUCCACAUCAAGGAACAUCCGCUGACUGUCGUCUUCGAUGAAUAAGCCAUCCCAUCUCCCAGAGAACAGCGCCCCCAGCAGAGUCCCCUCCACGCCCUCUCCCUCCGUCAGGUGCUUUCGCACAAACCGCCGCUCGGUGCCGCCCAGACUCAGCUGCAGCACGUCGUCAGGCGAGGCCGCUGAUGGGUCAGCGAUGCCGUGAGUGUGCAUGCAGCCUUCGACGCUCUCCUGCAUUGCGAUGAUCUCCUGCUCCAGCGGCUUGAGGCUCUCGCACAGGCGCACCACUGGCACGUGCAAGUGCGACAGAAUCGAAUGCUCGGUCAGGCUGUCGCUGUCCAUGUGCCGACAGCGACGCCCCAGCUGCAGAAAGACAGAUUCUGAAAGAGCAACACAUGCAUGCGUCAAGCGGCUGCACUUGCGUGCGGCUUACCUGCUGAUGAUCUCCCGGUCUGUUCUCGCCUACACAACAGACGAUUGCAGGCCGUGCGUCAUCUGCCGACAAUACAGCAACAAAGCCAUUCAUAAAGAUUCACUCAGGUCAGUGUUGAGGGCUUCAUUGUCACGUGUUCUACCUUCUGAAGGCAUGAAAGGUCCUGAUUUCCUGGGACUUU